Cydia strobilella is the source of this 1290-nucleotide messenger RNA. RefSeq names its product trypsin 3A1-like. Lineage: Eukaryota; Metazoa; Arthropoda; Insecta; Lepidoptera; Tortricidae. Gene Ontology annotation, biological process: proteolysis. The record is from RefSeq and is a predicted model, not a curated record. Gene Ontology annotation, molecular function: serine-type endopeptidase activity. Bases 77 to 1273 code for a protein of 398 amino acids. The transcript has 8 exons.
UUUUUAUUACUCUUUCAACACGGCUUGCCCAAUAUGUAUUUACAAUAGGUGUGAUUCCGAAGGUAGACGUUGUGAAAUGAUGAGAAAAUGUGGCCUGAUGUGUCUUUUAUUCGUCUUUGGGACUAUAGAUGGCGCCGACCAAAAGUUUGAAUUUUCGGGCGCCAUAACGGCUGCCGUCCCAGUCGAUCUACGCCGACACCGAAAAACCGACUCACAGCUACCGAACGACUUACAGCGCCCUCAACCCGACGCACAGCGUCCCCAACCCCAGUUGAGGAGUCCCCAAAUAUCGUUGAAACCUCACAAGCUCGACUCGAAGCGUCACCAAAUUGACUUACAGCGUUACCAAAAUAAGUUGGCGCGGGAUCACCCCUCACGCGACAACGCCCGCCGUCAUCCACACAAGAAGGACGCCGGCCGCAUCCGCAACACCCACGACGUGCAGUAUGAAGUAAACAACCAGUUCAUCCGCAGCGGGAACCUGACGGAUACGAUUAACUACCCUUACAUGGCGGCCGUGAUGAUCAACGGGAGGUUGUGGUGCGCGGGGGCCAUCGUCGAUGUCGGCUGGGUGCUCACAGCGGCGCACUGUCUUAAUUAUGUGUUAUCAGUGCUCUCUGUAAAGCAACUCAACCGCUACGUGAAGGUCCGCGUCGGAAGCGUGAAGCCCCACGAGGGCGGGGAGCUGGUGGAAGUCACUGGUGCCGUGAGGCAUCCCAAGUUUGAGGAGGAACCGGUGCCCCAUGCUGACGUGGCGUUGUUGAAACUGCAGAACAACCUUGAAUUCUCGAAAUACGUCAACUUGAUUCGGAUCUAUGACGGGUCCCGCGAGCCGUUUGCGCAGAGCUUUAUCACCGUGGCAGGAUGGGGGGCCACCACAGGUUCAGAAACAGCAUUCCGCGAGCAGACGUCCAACAUGCUCGUGGCCCGGUUGAAGGUUCGCAGUCGCCAUUACUGCGAGGAUGCCUACCAGCUGGUGAACGGCUUCCAAUUUGGUGAAGACAUGUUCUGCGCGUCUCUGAGGAACGGGACCAGGGAUGCUUGUCUGUUUGAUGCAGGCGCUCCAGCGGUACAACACAAUGCUCUUAUGGGCAUCAUGAGCUUCGGACCUGAGCGCUGUGGAGGCAUGCAGCCUGCGGUCUUCAUUAGGGCUUUAUACUUCAGGGAUUUCGUCAAACACACCAUAGUACAGUACAAGACGACCAGCGAACUAAUUGACGCCAUGAAAGAAGCGGAAAGCGCUCCGCGUCCGCCCGUAAUGGAUAUUCCAUAAGCACAUAGCGGACUACU